Molecule: messenger RNA, 1196 nt
Organism: Penaeus chinensis
Lineage: Eukaryota; Metazoa; Arthropoda; Malacostraca; Decapoda; Penaeidae
Product: putative GPI-anchored protein pfl2
Exons: 2
Coding region: 186-926 (246 amino acids)
Source: RefSeq, a predicted model, not a curated record
GUAUUUCACUCCACGGUGAAACUAGUGGCUAUUAAACUUGCCAUCUUCCAGCAGAAGUGACGUCGCUCUGACAUGUAACUCGAUAAAAAUGCUAAAGUGGACAAAUAUCUAAAGGUUCGGGACGCCUAAACGUUGGUGAUAAUUGGCGUAGAGGGUCACAGAAGUGCGCGAGAGAAGGGAAGAGGAUGGAGACUCCCAGCCCAGCAGGAGCGAGGCAGCCCUCAGCACCGUCAGCGCCUUCAGGAGUACAGCUGAUCGAGCGGUCCUCCAGCUGCGAGGGGGACACGCAGCACUAUGGGCUUCAGACAGCUACAAAACCCCAGCAGCAGCCACAGCACACGCGGGCGUACCAGCAAAACCACCUGCCAGUGGCUCAGAACAUCAAUUUGCAAUGGAAAUCGUCUGAGGAUAUAUUUACGUCGAGCUCUGGAAGCACGAUAUUGAGUCAGCCAAUAAACGAAGAGGAUGGAGAGCCAGUAUGUUACACUAAAUCUGGCAGCUCCCAUCGCUUGGUGACCUCUGUGUCCGCAUACCCCCUGUCCAACACCAACACCGUUUCCACUGGCAUGAGCAAUUCAACAUCUGCUGCUGCUUCUACCUCCACCAUAUCUUCCACAUCUUCUUCCUCAUCAGCCUCCACAAAUGCCUUCUCCCACAUGAAUUCUCUCCAGUCCCCUCCCACGUCCAGUAUGACUCCUACAGGUUGCCACGCCAAUACCAACGCCAACCUCACUUACGCUGUCAGUAACAGCUCCGAGAUGCCAGUGUCCAACAUCAUCAGCACUUCUACCCCAAUCGGAGAUGUAAACAAUGCCCAGUGUAACUCCAUUGGGGGCAUAACUCCUCUUGACCUGUCCACCAUUCCCCCAAUAACACACGUCACACUGCCCACACCUACUGAAAAUGGAGAGGGUAGAUUCAGGUAAAUUUGAUUAACUGUUCUAUUCUGUCUUGUGUUUCUAGCAGAGACAGUUGGUUAAGAAGCCACAUGGAGGAGCAUGGUAGUUAAGAAGCCUUAUAGUGAAAAUGUUGGAUCUAAAUUUCAGCAGAAAAUUUAUCAGAAAUAUCAUUUAUCAGAUAAGAAAACAUUAAUUUACUGCAGCCUGUCACUUCUUGUUUUACAAAUAAGUAAUUUAAUGUGUACACACGCACACACACACACACGCGCACACGCGCACACACGCACAUACGCACAU